This is a messenger RNA of Oryzias latipes (Japanese medaka), 1956 nucleotides long. RefSeq names its product B-cell linker protein. Lineage: Eukaryota; Metazoa; Chordata; Actinopteri; Beloniformes; Adrianichthyidae. The record is from RefSeq and is a predicted model, not a curated record. Gene Ontology annotation, biological process: cell surface receptor protein tyrosine kinase signaling pathway; intracellular signal transduction.
UCCUCUCAAAGCAGGUGUGGUUUCGGUCUGCUGUUUCAGGAGCCGAACAGAGACUUCCUCAUAACUUAAACGCCCAGGCUGGACCCCAAAUCAUGACAAUGGCCUUUUUGGGAAAACUGAAGAACCCAAAUCCUGUACCUUCACCUCCUCCCAGACAGCCAGGCAAAACCUCACAGAGUGAGCUUAUAGAUGAUGUGUAUGGGGAUACGUAUGAAAUCCCUCCCUGUGAGCUUUCGCCUCGUGACGUCCCACAGACGCAAGCGCAGGACAACAUUUACUCGGACGACAGGCCACCCAACCCAGCAAUUCCCAAGAGGGAGGCUGCCCCUCCACUUCCCCACCUAUCUAAAAAUCUGAAACGACAACAACGUCAAGAUUUAUUCAGCGAUACGAAAAAACCACCUCAAGUAGACAGAAAUGAGAAGCCUGGGAGGAGGAAGAUGAUGCCGCUUCCUUCUCUAGCCUCUGAGUCUAUUGAUGAAGAUGUUUAUGAGGAUCCAAACGAAGAGCCGGAAAAAAAUGAUGGCCUGUAUGUGGAGCCAGAAGCAGUGUGCCCUACUGCUACACGUGCACCAAUGAGAAAGCCCACGUCUCCCUUAACACCUUCAGUUCCUAUACCGAUCAGGGUGAAGCCUCCGAUUCCUGGAGGGAAAUCUAGUUCAAUGUUUCCUCCAGUGAUUGACAGAAGAACAGGUCAGGAGCCAUCUUCUGUAUUAAAACAAAAUAUGAACCAACCUGCUAAGUAUAAGCAUCCCACAUGUCGCACCGAAUUUGCCACUCUUACUCCCGGUGUGAUCUCUCUGCUAAAGCCUCAGGGUGGAAUGAGAGCAAAUAAACCGUUGAGGUAUGAGGUCAAAGAGUGGUUUGGUGGAGACUGUUCAAGAAAGACGGCCGAGGAUUUGCUGGAGAGCGUAAACAAGGAUGGUGCCUUUCUCAUUCGCCACAGCUCGGACCAAAGAAGCUGUCAGCCCUACACCCUCGUCGUGCUGUACCAGCAGAAGGUCUACAACGUCCCCAUCCGUUUCCUGGAGGACGUGCAAGGUUAUGCCCUUGGAAAAGAGGGCAAAAAGAAUGAAGAGACUUUCAGCAGUCUCGAUGAGAUUAUUUCUCACCACCAGAAAAAUCAACUGCUCCUGAUUGACAGCAAGAGCCAGGCCAAGCACUCAGUACAUUUAACUUACCCUGUACGCCCUUAAGACUGCAUUUACAUUAUGAUGAGUUGACAAGGGUCAUAAGGUCAAAAGUUCAAACAAAGUUUGCAAUGGGAAGUUCAGUCACUUCUCCACAAAACCAGCAAAAUAAAGAACUUCAGGUAACGCUGAAAAUAAUCAGCAAGGUCCUGAUGUGGAUGAAGAUACAAUUUCAUAUGAGGUUUUUCUGAUAAUUUUUCUCAUUUAUCGUAUUUUUAAAAAAAUGCAAGCUUUGAUUUCUUGCCUGAAAUGAUAGCCUGUUAGUUAACUUGAACGUUUUUAUUUGCUUCUGCAAACACAAACCUGAUAUUGAUGCUUGUAGGGCUCAUAAACAGUUGAUCAGAGUGAAGUACGGUGGUAGUCCACCUUUUUUUUCUACUCUUAUAUUAUAUUAUUUCAUGUUACAUCUGGAUGAAUCACUACUUUUUCUUUUAGCAAUAUUUGUUCGCACUUUGAAAAUAGUGGGACUCUGGAAAACAGGAAAAGUUUCACAUGUUUGCCUCUUUUUAUACAAGAAGACUCAAAGCAUUUCAGAUUUAAAACUGCAAUGCAACAGCAUCCAAGUUUGUUUUCUUUAAAAAAAGGGGAUCACAUUCAUAUUUCUUUAGCUGUUAUUUAGUUUACUUUAUUUGAGAGUAAAAAUCGUUACUUUUGGUGUGAUACUUUAGUGUGAUAGCAGACUGCAUUUAAAAAAAGGACACUUUUUCUAAAAGUUGCUAUGUGCAGAGCUGUUUUGACUUGGAAUAAAGAACUGACUGGAGAUCAA